Messenger RNA from Drosophila takahashii, 614 nucleotides. It is a transcript of the gene l(2)34Fc, whose product is annotated as lethal (2) 34Fc. Lineage: Eukaryota; Metazoa; Arthropoda; Insecta; Diptera; Drosophilidae. The record is from RefSeq and is a predicted model, not a curated record. Gene Ontology annotation, cellular component: membrane.
AUGUUCCGUCUCUUGGUGAUUGUGGCCUGCCUGGCCAUCAGUGCACAUGCCUACUCCGAGGGAGCUCCAAAGGCUGCCUGCCGGGACCUGACGCCCCAGCACGGAGCCAAGUUGCAGACGGACAAGCCCCCGUACAGCAUCUCCGGUGCGCCCCAUGUGCGCGGCGAUCAGAAGCUCACCCUGACCCUGGGUGGCGAUGAGUUCCUCGGCUUCAUGAUCCAGGCACGCGACGGGCAGAACCGCGUGGUCGGCCAGUUCCAGGUGGUGGAUCCCAAGCACUCGCAGACUUUGGAAUGCUCCGGCAAGGACGACACCCUCACCCACCUGAAGGCCACCAAGGGCAGCCCGCUGACCAGCGUCACCUUCGACUGGAUCCCGCCAGCAGGCUACAAGGGCAACGUUAAGUUCAUGGCCACCGUGGUCCAAACCGGAUUCGUUUACUGGGUGGGUCGCGUCACCAAGGACGUCGAUGUGGAGUAGGCGCAUGUCCUUCCAGUGCUUGUGAUAGAAUUAUUCAUGAUUUGCCCAAAAUCUAUGUCUACCGUUAAUGUUCCGAUUAGCUUUGGAGCGUAGUAUUCUUGAAAAUAAAGUCGAAAAAAGGUCGUUGAUGGAAA